AUGUCUGCCAGGGACAUCAGAAAAGAGGGUGGGAAGGUCUUGGAGGAUUCUCUGAGAUCUGAGAGAAAUGCUUUGCUUGCUAUCGGGGCUACGGCUGCGGUUGACCGGCUUGAAAGACACUAUAAAAGGUUGUUGGAGGGCUGGGAGGCGGCUAUCAUGGAGAUAAGUUCCGACGACAAAUACGAGAGCCUACUACAUGGGUUUGCUAUCGAGAAAGGUCAAAUGGAAACAGAAAUGAGGUGUAUGGAAAGACAAUGGCCGCGGGAACUGAAGGAAUACAAAGAGUGCUUUGCUUCGGGAUGCAUUGAUAAGAAAAAGAGGAGACAUAUACCAGAGUCGAGUAGAGAGCUUUUGGAAAAGGCAUUCAAAGUGAAAAGAUUUCCCAACUCGAAAGAAAGGGAGAGGAUAGCAAGAGAAUGCGGGAUUAGCCCACUCCAGGUCCGGGUGUGGUUUACGAACAAGCGAGCUAGGAGCAAGCCGAGAACAUAG
Messenger RNA from Ogataea haglerorum, 489 nucleotides. RefSeq lists its product as uncharacterized. Bases 1 to 489 code for a protein of 162 amino acids. The transcript has a single exon. Gene Ontology annotation, biological process: regulation of DNA-templated transcription. NCBI's taxonomy places the organism in Eukaryota, Fungi, Ascomycota, Pichiomycetes, Pichiales, Pichiaceae. Gene Ontology annotation, molecular function: DNA-binding transcription factor activity, RNA polymerase II-specific; DNA binding. The record is from RefSeq and is a predicted model, not a curated record.